This is a messenger RNA of Colletes gigas, 2826 nucleotides long. RefSeq names its product patched domain-containing protein 3-like. NCBI's taxonomy places the organism in Eukaryota, Metazoa, Arthropoda, Insecta, Hymenoptera, Colletidae. Gene Ontology annotation, cellular component: membrane. The record is from RefSeq and is a predicted model, not a curated record. The transcript has 12 exons. Bases 24 to 2738 code for a protein of 904 amino acids.
GACCUGAGCGUCGCACCGCGAGGAUGGAGACGCAACGAGAAAACGCAACCGCCACCGCCACCGCGUGGAAACGGUUCAAAGAAAUACUGCUCGACCAGCACUUCAACUCGGAUCGUAUAUUCUACCGCAUUGGCCUGAAUAUAGGAAAAAGACCUUGGUUAUGGCUGCUGGUGUCCUUCUGCAUAAACUGUGUCUGCGCCCCUGGGAUGCUCUUCUGGAAAGAAGAGCUCGACGACAUAGAGCUCUUCUUGCCCGACGAUUCCGUGAUACGCGACGAUGCUGCCUGGGUGAAGACGCACUUCCGGGACGAUUUCCGUUACGAAAGUAUCAUAGUGACCGCCCCCAACGUUCUGGAACCCGAAGUGCUGCGUUCGAUCAGCAAAAUCGAGCAAGCAGUAAAGUCCGUGGUGGUGAACAACAACACUUGGGAAGACGUUUGCGCGGGGUACUUGACGUGGUUCAAUCAAGACGAGACAGCGAGCCUCUUCAAGGACUUUGAGAUCACCGACAACCUCAUGGCGCAAAUGAACAAAACAGUGCUCAAAGAUGGAUGCAUAUACCAGUCGAUCAUCCAACUCUGGGAAACCAGCCUGUCCAAGGACGUUCGCAAUCUGACCAAGAAAGAGGUGUUCACCGAUGUGAACAAAGCUCUGAAGAACAAGAACACUGGUAACGUGUUGCUGGACAUCGGUCCUUUGCUCUCGGGACUCUCUUACGACAAACAGGGUCGGGUCAGAGGCGCGAAGGCGACCAUCAUGGUGUGGAUGUUGAAGAAAUCGAAUUCCCAUUCGGCGGAAUGGGAGCUGGAGUUCAUCGAUCGCGUCCUGAACUCGAACGUGACGCUACCGCCGGGGAUGGAGAUCUACGCGAUCGCAUCGCGAAGCUUCAUAGACGGCCUCCAACAGAUACUGAACAGCAACGUUACAGUACUCUGCUGUGGAAUAACGUUGAUAGCUGUUUACGUGAUGGCAAUGAUCGGCAAAUGCAACGCGCUGGAGCAACGAAUCUAUCUGUCGAUAAUGGGGGUCACCGUGGUUGGCCAGGCGAUCUUGUCCUCUUACGGGCUGUGCUCCUACUUGGGGUACUCCUACGGACCGAUACACUCCAUUCUUCCGUUUCUCUUGCUCGGCAUAGGCGUGGACAACAUGUUCAUGAUCAUGCAGAGCUUGGAGAACCUGCCGGAAACCGACCAGACUCUGGAGCUUCCUGUUCGUAUCGCCAAGGGGAUACAGCAAGCAGGCAUGUCAGUUACUGUAACGUCCUUCACGAACGUGAUCGCGUUUGCUUUUGGUAUGACAACGGUGAUGCCCAGCCUCAAAUCCUUCUACGCGUACGCCGCGUUGGGUAUCCUCUUCCUGUACAUAUACGAGAUCACGUUCUUCGUGAGUUGCCUGGUCUACGACGAGAUGAGGCUCGAGGCGCGGAAGGACGGCUGUCUAUGUCGACCCAGGCUGAACUGGAAGACAAACGAGUGCAGUCAGAGGAACACUCAAAGGAUCAUUUUCGAGACUUACAUUGGUCCAUGGGUGACCAAGACCUCCGUGAGGAUCGUCGUCCUAUCGAUCACCGGAGGUCUUCUCCUGGUCAACGUUUGGGCGAUCUUCCAGUUGCAGCAAAAUUUCGACACCCUGCGUUACCUGAACCAAGACUCCUAUCCCAUCCAGUACAACAACAAGCUGAAGGAGUACUUCCCAAAAUAUGGGAAACGGGCAGCUAUUUAUAUGACCGGUGUGGACUACUACGAAGACCGUGACUCUCUCUUCCGGUUGGUGGAGAAUCUGAAAAGCAAUCAGUUCAUCAAUAACCGUACCUUGGAACCGUGGUUCAUCGCCUAUGAAAAGUGGUUGAACGCCACCAACAAAGGCGAUAUCGAGAGCAGCGAGGAAUACUACAAUAUACUCACAGAGUAUCUGCUUUUAACGAAAGAGGGUCAAGCGUACAUUAAGGACAUCAACUUCAAUAAACUGCCAGCUGGGGAGUACAACAUAACGACGUCGCAGAUUCCAAUCCAACAUGUUCCCAUAAACACUGUGGCGGAGCAAAUAAAGGCGAUGCAGUCUAUCAGAGACACUGUUCAAGGUACGAAUUUCUCGCAGGGGCACGAUUACAUUGCCAUUUUCUCGCCAGACUACGUCUCAUGGACGGCAAACAAGGUGAUAGGAGAAGAACUGAUCAGGAAUUUAAGCCUAGAAAUAGUAACUAUUGGAAUAGUAAUAAUAGUAUUUCUUAGAAAUCUUCGCGCUACGUUCUGGGUCCUUUGUUGCGUCUUUUUCACGCUCAUUGACCUAUUGGGUACCAUGUAUUUCUUGAACUUGACCAUUGAAAUAUCUUCGAGCAUUAUGAUUUUGUUGUGCGGGGGUCUGGCAGUCGAUUACGCCGCUCACGUCGGGCUGGAAUUUACUCGCACAAAGGGCAGUAAAAAUGAACGAGCAAUAGCAACGCUUUCUAUCAUUGGCCCGGCUGUGUUUAAUGGAGGUUUGAGCACCUUCCUAGCAUUUGUUUUGUUAGGAUCCAGCGAGGCUUACAUAUUUAGUACUUUUUUUAAGUUAUUCACAUGUGUGGUAAUGUUUGGUCUCUUCCACGGACUGUUAUUCCUACCAGUAAUUUUAAGCUUAUUAGGUCCGGAUGAGAGAGUGAAUAAGACAAAGAAAGAGAAUGUUGUACGAGAGCUGAAUGGAUACUGCACAGUUCCCUUAUCUCAAAGCAAGAAUGAUACAGGAAUUAGAACUGCCAAAUGAAAUUUCGGAGCGUCUAAAAGACUGCUUAGAUAAGUAUUUUGAUUACAAGGUCCUAGCAUAUAAACUGCAUUCGCAAAAACAAUUGCAC